CGGGAUGCGGAUGCGGAUGCUUUUCACGGUUUUCCAACGGUCGCCCGCACGUUCGUUCGUUCGCUGUUCAUUCGUAGCCGGCUAGGAUCGAACUGUUUUGUGUAACGUUAAUCGCGCGUGUGUCUGUGUGUGUGGGCGGGCGCAGAGGAUAUCCAGUUGGCAAAGUUAGAGUUACGCUGGUUCAGUGAAAGCAGCAAACCAAGCAGAGUCACCCUCGAAACACAUGCUCCGUGCGGAUCACAUUCAAUCACAGACGAACAGCUAGAAAAACCGCCAGCCACACGGUCCCGGUGGCGCACGAUCAACGAUGGCUUCCUCCCAGUCGCCACAGUCGACGAAUGGGCGCAUGGCGAAGGGUGACGAUCAGCAGCUGCUGCAGGAGCACUUCCAGAAAAUCGACCUAGCCCAGAAGGGCGGAGGUGAAGAUGCGCUGCUGGCAUCGUUACCGGCACCGUCACCGUCGUCGUCACUGGCCGACCGUUUCGGGCGCUUCUGUGCUCGGUGGCACGUCAAGAAGGUCCUGUCGCAUCUCGGUUUGCUCGUUUCGCUCGCCGUCUACUGUGGCACCGGUGGCUACGUGUUCCAGAAGCUGGAGCGGCCGGCCGAGCUGGCCAGGACGAGUGGACUCCGAGAGUCGCUGGUCGAGCAUCGGCAGCAGUUCAUCUACUCCAUCGUCAACAACACCGACGUCCGGAACCUGGAGCGGCUGUUUGAGCUCGAGCUGGAGAAGUACGAGCAGGUGGUACAGGAUGCGGCCCAGGGUGGCAUCCUGAUCGAUGCCGAACAUCACUUUCCACUGGCCGUGGAAAAGUGGAGCCUGCUGCAGGCCGUCUUCUUUGCCUCGACCGUCAUCACGACCAUCGGUUAUGGCAACAUUGUUCCGGUGACGGAAGGGGGUCGCAUGUUCUGCAUGCUGUUCGCACUGAUCGGCAUCCCCUUCACGCUGACGGUUAUCGCCGAUUGGGGCCGCCUGUUCGCUGGCAUCGUCUCGACGCUGGCCAAAAACAUACCCGCGCUCCGGCUGGCUAGAUUCUGUCCCGACACUGGCAUCAAGGUAAAGACGGACAAGAAGUGGCUUUACGCGGUUGGGGCGGUGGGCUUUCUCCUCAUCUACCUGGCCGCCGGUACCGGGCUACUGUUGCUGUGGGAGGAGGACUGGAGCUUCUUCGAUGGUUACUACUUCUGCUUCAUUACGAUGACGACGAUCGGCUUCGGGGAUCUGGUGCCGAGCAAACCGAACUACAUGCUGUUGUGUACGCUGUACAUCCUCGUUGGGUUGGCAUUGACCAGCACCAUCAUCGAACUGGUCCGCCGGCAGUACGCGCAGAGCUGGCAGAAGCUCCAGGCACUGUCCGGACCGCUGGCGGACACGUUGCGGCGGCUGGGUGAAUCGGCCGGUACCGGCAUCGACGUGGCGGCCCUGCACAACGAUCUGCGCCGCGUCCUCACCGUCGUGUCGAUGCCGCGGCGCCACGGCAACAAGAAGGCGGCGGCCAAGGAGAUGGCCGCCCUAGAGGCCAUCACCAAUGCGAUCCUGCAGGACAUCAAGGAGAAGCAGGACAGCCAGGAGCCGGGCGGUCCACCCAAGGUGCUACAGAUCGUCAUCUACGAGUCGUCCGUCUAGCGAGCCAGUUCGGAGCCAGCUCUCGAGCAACUCGAGCUCGACAUCGACACUGGUCGAGUUCACUUUGCGUUUGCCCUUCCCUAUCGCGAUGUCCGCUUUCAUCUUUACUCGAUGUACCUAUACAUUAAGUUCAUUUUUGCAACAAGCCUUGCGAGUGAACAAGCGUAAUAGUAAGACGAAAUUAAAUGAAACGAUACAUACAGA
Molecule: messenger RNA, 1828 nt
Organism: Anopheles aquasalis
Lineage: Eukaryota; Metazoa; Arthropoda; Insecta; Diptera; Culicidae
Product: TWiK family of potassium channels protein 7
Biological process (GO): potassium ion transmembrane transport; stabilization of membrane potential
Cellular component (GO): plasma membrane
Molecular function (GO): outward rectifier potassium channel activity; potassium ion leak channel activity
Source: RefSeq, a predicted model, not a curated record